GUCAUUUUUCACUGACACGAGAACAUAAAUGACGUGGAGGUUCAAAACUUGUGAGUAGUAGAUUCGAAAGAUGACUACUUACGAGGAAUAUAUCCAGCAAAAUGAGGACCGAGAUGGUAUCCGUUUUACGUGGAACGUGUGGCCUUCCAGUAGGAUCGAAGCCACUCGCUUGGUGGUACCAUUAGCCUGUCUGUAUCAGCCUCUCAAAGAAAGAGUAGAUCUUCCUCCCAUUCAAUAUGAUCCUGUAUUGUGCACAAGAAACAACUGCAGGGCUAUUUUAAAUCCACUGUGUCAAGUCGACUAUCGAGCUAAAUUAUGGGUUUGCAACUUCUGCUUCCAAAGAAAUCCAUUUCCUCAACAAUAUGCAGCUAUCUCCGAACAACAUCAACCUGCUGAAUUAAUGCCUAUGUUCUCGACUCUCGAGUACACGAUUAACAGAGUUCAAUGUUUACCUCCCAUAUUCUUGUACGUUGUGGAUACUUGCAUGGAUGAGGAAGAAUUGAGUUCGCUGAAGGACUCCUUGCAAAUGUCGUUGAGUUUGUUACCUCAAAACGCUUUGAUUGGCCUGAUUACAUUUGGAAAAAUGGUUCAAGUUCACGAAUUAGGCACCGAAGGUGUCAGCAAAUCUUACGUGUUCCGAGGCACUAAAGAUCUUACGGCUAAACAAGUUCAGGAAAUGUUGGGUAUCGGUAAAGUCGCAAUGACUCAACAACAACAACCUCAACAACCGGGGCAACCUAUGAGACCUGGACAACCUCAAUCUGCACCUGUCCCGCCUGGUAGCAGAUUCCUGCAACCUAUUUCUAAAUGUGAUAUGAAUCUAACGGAUUUAAUUGGAGAACAACAAAAAGAUCCUUGGCCUGUACAUCAAGGUAAAAGGCCACUAAGAUGCACUGGUGUUGCAUUAUCGAUUGCUAUCGGUUUAUUGGAGUGCACUUAUGCAAAUACAGGGGCUAGGGUUAUGCUUUUUGUUGGUGGCUCUUGUUCACAAGGUCCAGGUCAAGUUUUGAACGACGAUUUGAAACAACCUAUUAGGUCCCAUCAUGAUAUACAAAAGGAUAAUGCAAAAUAUAUGAAAAAAGCCAUUAAGCAUUACGAUACUUUAGCGAUGAGAGCAGCGACUAAUGGUCACUGCAUCGAUAUUUAUUCCUGCGCACUCGAUCAAACCGGUUUAAUGGAAAUGAAGCAAUGUGCUAAUUCUACAGGUGGUCACAUGGUGAUGGGAGACUCGUUUAAUUCAUCGCUAUUUAAACAAACAUUCCAAAGGGUGUUCACUCGAGAUCAGAAGAACGAAUUGAAAAUGGCUUUUAACGGAACAUUAGAAGUGAAAUGUUCCAGAGAAUUAAAAGUACAAGGAGGGAUCGGAUCCUGUGUAUCACUAAACGUUAAAAGUCAACUGGUCUCCGACACGGAAAUCGGAAUGGGCAACACUGUGCAAUGGAAAAUGUGUACACUUACUCCAAGCACUACGAUGGCCUUGUUCUUCGAAGUCGUCAAUCAGCAUUCUGCACCAAUUCCGCAAGGAGGAAGAGGUUGCAUACAAUUCAUUACGCAAUAUCAACACUCGAGUGGUCAAAGAAGAAUUAGAGUGACAACGGUGGCUCGAAACUGGGCCGAUGCCACUACUAAUAUUCACCACAUCAGCGCUGGUUUUGAUCAAGAAGCAGCAGCUGUAAUUAUGGCCAGAAUGGCUGUUUAUAGAGCUGAAUCUGAUGAGAGUCCCGACGUUCUGAGAUGGGUCGAUAGAAUGCUGAUUCGAUUGUGUCAAAAAUUCGGAGAAUACAAUAAAGACGAUGCCGGUUCAUUCAGGUUGGGCCAAAACUUCAGCCUCUAUCCGCAAUUCAUGUAUCACCUAAGGAGAUCUCAGUUCCUGCAAGUUUUCAAUAAUUCUCCUGAUGAAACAUCCUUCUAUCGGCAUAUGUUGAUGAGAGAAGAUCUUACUCAAUCACUGAUCAUGAUUCAACCAAUUUUGUACAGUUACAGUUUCAACGGCCCCCCUGAGCCUGUACUAUUAGAUACGAGUUCCAUACAGCCCGAUAGAAUAUUGCUUAUGGACACGUUUUUCCAAAUUUUGAUAUUCCACGGGGAGACUAUAGCUCAAUGGAGGAAUUUGAAAUAUCAAGACAUGCCCGAAUACGAGAACUUUAGGCAAUUGUUGCAAGCUCCUAUUGAUGAUGCACAAGAGAUAUUACAAACAAGGUUCCCCAUGCCGAGAUAUAUCGACACCGAACAAGGGGGAUCCCAGGCUAGAUUUUUAUUGUCCAAAGUCAAUCCGAGUCAGACUCACAAUAACAUGUACUCAUAUGGAGGGGAUGCCGGCGCUCCGGUUCUAACAGACGAUGUAUCACUUCAAGUAUUUAUGGAUCAUUUGAAAAAAUUGGCAGUUUCGUCCACGGCUUAAGUGGUAAUUGCUGAUCAGACUAAAAUAAUUAUGUUGGUUGUUUGUGAUAAGCUACAUUCACUGUAAACAUUUUAAUUUAUCCAUGAAAGUGAAUUAUUUAGAAAAUCAUCAAGUAACAAAAUAUAUUAUUAAAUGGAAUAAGAAUAAAAAGAAGUAUAAACGGUUGAUGUUUUCAAAACCUUUAUCCUAAAAAUGCAUUAGAUGUACAUAGAACUUACAGCCUUAACCUUGAGGUAACUACCAUUUCCCGAAUAAACUUAUAUAAUAAAUAAUUUAUCUAUCACAAAAUAUAGAGUAUUGCCUAAAAAUGUUUUUAAGCGUUUUAUGUAUCCCAAAUGACACCACAAUUAAUUUAAAAAUCUAAUACUCAUUUUCUGUUCCACAUCAGUCCUUUGCAGCGCCUUGCAAAAUUCUUCGAAAGAAAUCAUCUGAUCACCGUCUUCAUCCGCUUCUGUGAUCGAUCUCUCUGCAAUACUGUUUAAUUGUUCUUCGCUAAUGUUUGUUCCCACCAUCAUGUGCAAUAUGGCCAACAGUUCAUCCUUUGAAAUCAUAUCAUCAUUGUCCAAAUCGUACAUUUUGAAGGCGACUGAAACGUAUCGAGUUCGAAAUAUAACGAAAUGGAGGUAAGACGAAUACACUCACAUCUUAGUUUCUCUUCUCGAGAAUUCAGCUUGUUCUCCUUGUUCUUUUUAAUGGGUAUGAAAUGAGCGAGGACUUGCAUGAAUUGCCUGAAAUUUACUCUGUCGUUGAAAUCGUCGUUUUGGAAGAACGAAUUCACGAUUCUUUCGCCCAGUGGAUUAAUAGCCAGUUCGGGUAUUCGCAGGAAAUCAUCCCUGCUUAGCGUUCCGCAAUCUCCUCUGUCGAGCGAGGUGAACCUCGAAUACAGCCUUUCGAUUUGAUUUGGCGUGACUGAAAGUUUCUUUGUUAGAAUAAAUGUAUUAAAGAAAAAAAUACACUCACAUCCAGUUUCAGUUUGAAUUUGGGCAAUUUCUUCUUCGCGAAGCAAAAGUGAAGACCUGUUACCCAUUUUUUGCGUGUCUUCGCCAAAUCAAAGCAUGCAAUACACUCGAUUUUAACUCGUGAUUUAAAAUAUUGUUGCUCCUUUAAAAUAGAUUAAAUAAAAGUUAUGUAUAGUAAAUACGUGAUCACCUGCACUUUGAC
Molecule: messenger RNA, 3562 nt
Organism: Phyllotreta striolata
Lineage: Eukaryota; Metazoa; Arthropoda; Insecta; Coleoptera; Chrysomelidae
Source: the annotation of a GenBank genome assembly